Harpegnathos saltator (Jerdon's jumping ant) is the source of this 1766-nucleotide messenger RNA. RefSeq lists its product as uncharacterized. Bases 881 to 1546 code for a protein of 221 amino acids. Lineage: Eukaryota; Metazoa; Arthropoda; Insecta; Hymenoptera; Formicidae. The record is from RefSeq and is a predicted model, not a curated record. The transcript is spliced from 3 exons.
AACCAAGGAAAAGAACCAAUCGUAGAGUAGCGGUCUCAACCUCUACGGGAAAAUCCGAGCUGGUUUCAACACAAAGUAGAGGGACGGUAUAAGAGCAGAGCUACGUGACGGCAUUUAAUCAUCGUGCUUCUGGCGUCAUAGACCCGUGAUGAUUCGCAUGCUCGCAAGAAGCGAGCACGCUGUAUGUGUGUACGUGCCGAGAGGCGCGUUUCAGAGUGGUUGGGCACGCAUUUCCCACGUUGUCGAUCUUUCACCUCACAAACACAUCAGUCAUUCAUGUUCUCCCGCCCAUUGGUUUAGCCCGUUGGAACCGCCGAUGUCGGCCAAUCCGUUGUUGGCAGGGAUGGAACUUACCGCUCUGGCUGGUUCAGCGCACGUUCCGCGUGGUUGACCGCCUCUACGGUCCCAGUCAUGGGUUCACACUCGGAAGUGGAGGUGGAUGACGACUUGGUGGUAGUCACUGGCCGCCACACGACAAAAGCCGGUUAGUCGCCGCACGAAGCAUCGAGAUUCAACAACACUCGCACUCCGGCAGCACCGGCAGUUCUUCCACCAGUCACGCGUUGUACGCUAUUGAUCGCAUAGGAGCGCCGAGAGUCGACGAAGGAUGGGCAUAUUUCGCGAGUUUCCCAUAGUCUUCAACCUCUACAAGAAGUACAGUUAGCUCGCGGGACCGUCUCACCGGAGUCUCUCGGAAAGGAGAACCCGUGAAUCUCCCCCAGUGCCUGUGAACCAAUCUCCGAAAUUCUGAGCGUCCAAAUAAAAAACACGAAGGUGAUAUCCCGCAGGAGAAGACCAUCCUCACCUAACCACGAAGACGUCCACGUGAAGAUCAUUCUUCGAACGUAAAGCGAACGCACUCCCUGAGAAUCUUGCCAAGAUGUCGCAGGUAUCAGGAAUCAUGGAGGAGAAGGAUGUGCUGAAGGGAAAACCGACUCUCGUCAGACGUGUCUCCGAUAUGUUCAAGGACGGGAGCUACAGCGGGCCGCCGAUGCUGUUCCGACAUGCGUCGAUGCAAAAGAUCCGUCACUGUUGUCAGAAUCUCAAUCUGCUGCCUUAUCUUCUCUACUCCUUCGACAACUCCAAGUCGCACCCAAUAGCGCGCACGGUGCACGUUUAUCUCAGCCGCUUCCUGCGCGACAUCAUCGUCAGCUUUUUCAUCGCGUAUGAAAAUCUACGCCAAGUGGUAUUGUACGAUUUUUGCAAGCGAAAGUUCAGCAGAGAGCUACCAGAAGAGAUCGCGAAACCCGCGAGCGAAGCCGCCGACCGCUUCACCAGUCCGACCGCCAAGUUCAGCAACUUCGAGAGGCCGAAGAAUCGCAAACAACGCCCCGUCUUCCUAGUUGCCGCCGUGUAUCUCGUGCCGUUGCUGUUGGCCCUCCAGGUGGUGAUGCUGUGCAAUCUGACGUUCUUCAGCAAGUACACCCCGGGCUUCAUCUUCCUCAUCUCCGCGCUGCUCUUCCUCGGUGGCAUCGCGCUCAAGAUACUUUUGCACGGAGUCGUGCUCUACAACAUCGGCAAGUGCGAGAGGAAGAAGCUCAAGUGAUCCUCCGUCUUCCCUUAUUUCGCCGUUUCGGUCAGUCGCUUCGUCGUCUAGAGACAGUAGAAGAGCCGAGAGAGUCCAGGUUUUCCGGAUCGAGCUCUUCUUCUUACCGGAUUCGAGUUCCCGUGUACGACGACCAUUCGCACGGUACCGGAACUUGCUACUCGCGCUGUUGCUGCAUAUGUUAACACACACGUACACACGGACGUCACACACACACACA